Trypanosoma grayi is the source of this 291-nucleotide messenger RNA. RefSeq lists its product as hypothetical. The record is from RefSeq and is a predicted model, not a curated record. The annotation marks the transcript as partial. NCBI's taxonomy places the organism in Eukaryota, Euglenozoa, Kinetoplastea, Trypanosomatida, Trypanosomatidae. The transcript has a single exon.
GUUGCUGCCCCCGCAAAGGUGUCGCCCAAGAAGGCAUCCCCAAAGAAGACCGCCAAGAAGAGUGUGAGGAAGCCGGCCGCCAAGAAGCCUGUGGCGAAGAAGGCAGCCAAGAAGGCCGUUGCCAAGAAGCCGGCGGCGAAGAAGGCUGUUCCCAAGAAGGCGGCAAAGAAGGCAGCCAAGAAGCCGGCGGCGAAGAAGGCAGCUCCCAAGAAGGCGUCCCCCAAGAAGGCGGCAAAGAAGGCUGUUGCCAGGAAGCCGGCAGCAAAGAAGACGGCACCCAAGAAGAAGUAG